Messenger RNA from Scleropages formosus (Asian bonytongue), 2180 nucleotides. It is a transcript of the gene jmjd4, whose product is annotated as jumonji domain containing 4. Gene Ontology annotation, biological process: protein hydroxylation; positive regulation of translational termination. The record is from RefSeq and is a predicted model, not a curated record. Bases 169 to 1446 code for a protein of 425 amino acids. The transcript has 6 exons. Gene Ontology annotation, molecular function: 2-oxoglutarate-dependent dioxygenase activity; sequence-specific DNA binding. Gene Ontology annotation, cellular component: cytoplasm; nucleus. Lineage: Eukaryota; Metazoa; Chordata; Actinopteri; Osteoglossiformes; Osteoglossidae.
GGCAGUUUCGCGGUCGACGUGAGGCUCCAGUUUUUACACUCAUCUGUGCGAAUCAUUGUUGGUCGAACGACUGUAACCGACUGGGUGCUGAAAUAAUAUUGCCCAGACUGUCAUUCCGCGUGCUACACGCUUUAAUGAUAGUUGCUCCGGGGCUGGUGUUGGAAUGCCAUGGAUAGGGAGACGUUCCACGCGUGCUGCAGCACCGCGCGCGCCCCGCGUCGCUCCUACGCGCGCUUCCGCGCGGCGAAUUUCGUGGACUACAUCGCGCGCCGCGAGUGCAGCUACGUCCGCUUCUUCAGCGGCUACCUGGUGCCCAACGAGCCGUGCGUGCUGGCGAGCUGCUUCACCGCCGGGUGGCGCUGCAGGGCGCGUUGGGUCACCGCGGAGGGCAAACCCGACUUCGGGCGGCUGCUGCAGGACUUCGAUGAGACCCCGGUUCCUGUUGCAAACUGUGCUGUGAAGGAGUACAACUCAAACCCGAAGCAAAUACUUCCUUUUAAAGAGUUUAUCAGCUACUGGAAGGAGUACAUCCAAAAUGGGCACUCAUCCACCAGAGGAUGUCUAUAUCUCAAAGACUGGCACAUGCCCAGAGAGUUCCCUGCACUUGCUGUGUACAGCACUCCCAAGUUCUUCUGCUCUGACUGGCUGAAUGAGUACUGGGAUGCGAGUGAGGGCGAUGAUUAUCGCUUCGUCUACAUGGGACCUAAAGGCUCGUGGACACCCUUCCACGCCGACGUCUUCCGCUCGUACAGCUGGUCAGCCAACAUUUGCGGCAGGAAGAAGUGGAUCCUGUAUCCACCGGGCCAGGAGGAGUUCCUGCGGGAUUGCCAUGGUAACCUGGCGUACGAUGUAACAGCCCCCGUCCUCAGGGACAAAAAGCUGUAUCCACGCUAUGAGGAGGCCUGGCAACCGCUGGAGAUCAUCCAGGAGGCUGGCGAGAUCAUCUUCAUUCCCAGCGGGUGGCACCACCAGGUUUACAACUUGGAGGACACCAUCUCUAUCAACCACAACUGGCUCAACGGCUGCAACGUGGACCUGGUUUGGCAGUUCCUGCAGCAGGAACUCUCUGCCGUCCAGAGGGAGAUCGGAGAAUGGAGGAGCACCAUGGAGACGUGGCAUGAGCACUGUCAGGUGAUCAUGAAGUCCUGUACUGGUAUCGACUACAGGCAGUUUGCGUCCCUGCUCAAAGUCAUCGCCGAGAACCGGCUGUCCUACCUGAGCUCAUGUGCAGGCGGCGCUGCUGCAGGUGCCGAGCCUCCUGUUCCCUCGGAGACACUGGCUAUGCUGGGGCCCCACCAUGCUGCCUUCGACCUACAGCAGGUGGCCCUCACCCUAGAGCUCAUGCUCGCGGAUGACAACUUCAAGCGCCUGGGCCCAGCCUCGCUGGGUUCACAGCCAGAGAGCCUGCUGCAGCGCAUCCGGGAGACCCUGCGCUCAACAAUCUGACCGGAGCCUUGUUUACAACAGGCAGCGUGCCUGUAGCUGCAUCCAGCGUAACCUCUUUACGAUAUGAAUUAUGCAGUUUGCCAUCUAGGUUGAACUGCAGAACCAGUUCCCAGCAGGAACUGCGAUGCUGUGACAGGUCAGCAGGGUUCAUAACAGUGUUCAUAACAGGCACAGACAGUGCAGAUGCAGCAAAAAUACAGCCAGAAAAAUGGAAAGUUUUUCCAACACACCAUCACACGAAGACAUGGUACCAGUAAAGAGGAGCAAGCCAUUGGAUGGUGGGGUGUGAAUGCUUCUCUGACAUGACAAGUAUAUAGAAUGGUGUAACGAUGAACGGAGCUGUGUUUCAUGAUUAGGAGGACAUUAAAAUAACCAUCUGUGCCCAUGAAACUGAACCGGAGCUGCCUUUUCAAAUUAUUAUUUACAAGCUGCUCACACCCUGUGCUGAAUUGCUGUAUUGUACUGCGCAGUGUGUGUUGUCUGUGUAUCAGCUUCCAUGUGUUUGUUUCAUGACCGAGGUGUGGAACUGCAGCUCAUGUGUUCGUUUCAAUCACAGAACUGGACAGCUGUUGCUCAACUGUCCUUACAAUGCAGAAGUUCGUACUGUUGGCUGCUUCAAUUGUAAUUAUGACUGAAUAGAGACAGUGACACGAUGGUGUCCCUCAGUCAGAGGCAACGAGUGUGACACAGGUUUGUGGAGAGACUCGUAUAGAGAUACCGGCUGUGGAUGUUGC